Molecule: messenger RNA, 1148 nt
Organism: Branchiostoma belcheri (Belcher's lancelet)
Lineage: Eukaryota; Metazoa; Chordata; Leptocardii; Amphioxiformes; Branchiostomatidae
Exons: 11
Coding region: 64-1047 (327 amino acids)
Source: RefSeq, a predicted model, not a curated record
CCUAUAUAACAAAGAGUCAAGCAGGAGGUCACAGACAGUAGUUGCCUGAGUCUACCCUUCGACAUGGCCGUCUUUAGCAUUGCUGCGAGCAUCUUGAUGCUUCUAUUUGCAGGCCCAGAUGAAACGUUUGGUGCAGACCCGCUAGAGAGCCGUCGGGCCGACCCUGACCUUGUGUCCGUGUCCGGGUUCUCCUCUGGCGGGUCCUUCGCCGUGCAGUACCAUGUCGCGCACUCACAGAGCAUCAUGGGAGCUGGCAUCCUGGCAGGAGCACCUUACCACAGUAGCGGUACCAUCCUGUACAACAUCCCCGGCCUACAGCACGACACACAGACCUUCUAUCAGUUCAACCUUGUGGACGACCCUUCCAACAUGGCGGCCGACAGGGUCUAUCUGUUCCACGGCUCCAGUGACAUCAUGGUGCCAGAAUAUGCCAUGACUGCGUUGAGAGAAUACUACAAAGGAUUCGUCGACAACCACAACAUUCAGGAAGUGCUUGACGUGCCUGCAUUUCAUGGAUUCCCGACUGCUGACUACGGUGGAGAGUGCGGGCAUCUUGCCAUGCCGCUUUACCUCAACAACUGUGGUUAUAACGCCGCUUUCGAAGUCCUGGACCACAUCUACGGAGGGCACCGGCCUCUGACGAAACCUGACCCUUUCAGUGACGUGGCGACCCGAGGAGAGUUCAAGGCGUUUGACCAGAACGAGUUCACGACGUGGCUCGGUCACGGGUUUGACAGUCAGGGGUACGUGUACAUCCCAUCCGGCUGUGCCAGCAGCAUGUCGGACUGCAAGCUGCAUGUUCACUUCCAUGGGUGCUUCAUGGGAAGUUCGUUUGUCGGUGACGAGUUUGCCCGGAAGAGCGGGUACAACGAGGUGGGAGAACUGAAUGACAUCAUCAUCCUGUAUCCGCAGAUCAAGGGCGGUCUUCUCGCCACGGACGCCUCCGGCUGUUGGGAUUGGACCGGGUAUACAAACGAGAACUAUGCAUAUAAAACCGGUGUUCAGAUCACAGCCAUCCACCGCAUGAUACAGCGCCUCCUAGAGUAGCUGCGACGUACUGCAAGAUUGUACGGGAGUCUCAGCUCCGCCUCUUGGUACUGUCAAAAAUAACAUUUGGGAUCAGUUGCAAUAAAUGGCAAUUUAACCGA